This is a messenger RNA of Wyeomyia smithii (pitcher-plant mosquito), 2382 nucleotides long. Its product is annotated as zinc finger protein 436-like. Gene Ontology annotation, molecular function: DNA-binding transcription factor activity; RNA polymerase II cis-regulatory region sequence-specific DNA binding; zinc ion binding. Gene Ontology annotation, biological process: regulation of transcription by RNA polymerase II. The record is from RefSeq and is a predicted model, not a curated record. Gene Ontology annotation, cellular component: nucleus. The coding region runs from base 143 to 1870 and encodes 575 amino acids. Lineage: Eukaryota; Metazoa; Arthropoda; Insecta; Diptera; Culicidae. The transcript has 3 exons.
UUUAUUUACAUUGCUCGAUUGGUACCCUCGUUCGACACUGAUUUGGUUCCUUUGGUUUCAUCUUUGCGGGACUUUUAUUAUAAACAUAGACUCUGGUAUACGAAUACCCAGCCGUAAACUGUGUAUCUUCCAUUACUCGUCAAUGGAGUUUAUUUCUACACGAACAAUGACUAGCUUCUGUAGGUGCUGUUUGGCAGAGGAAACCGACAUGCUGUACUUAUUCACUAUUCUGAGCGAGUUUCAUAGUUCAGCUAGUGAGCUUAUUGCGGACUGUUGUGGUGUUAUGAUUUUAGAAAACGACUGCUUCUCCAAAGAUAUUUGCAAAAAAUGCCUGCAGGAACUCAUCGGUGCUGCCCGUUUUCGAAGGCUCUGCCUGCAAACGGAAGGAAAACUGCAGGAAAAAUUGGACGUCAAAGAUCCUUUAACGUCCUGCUUAGCUGAGUAUCCAGAGACAUCAGAUGACCCAGCGAUUAAGGAUACGGGAAUCAAAGCGGAAACUGUGGAUAACUAUGCAGGCGAGAUUGAAGAUUGCACAGUAAAGAAUUCUUUCGAAGCAAACGAUGAGAUUGUAGAGUGCAUUUUAAGAGAUAUUCCCACAGAACCAGCAGAUUCUAGUAUUAACGAUAAAAAUUAUCUCGGAGUGAAAGAAGACGACGAAGAAAAUGUUACACAUCUUGAGUUGACUCAUGCUACUGGUUGUUGUAAAUUUCAAUGCGAAUUUUGUGACCAAGGUUUCAACGACCGAAAUCAUUUCGUUCAGCACAGGCGUGUUCAUACAGGUGAAAAACCUCAUAGUUGUAACAUUUGCGGUAAAUCGUUCGCACAGAAAAGUCACGCCAAACAGCAUGUACAAUGCCACGCGGGAAAAAAGAUGCGAUUUGGCUGUGAUAUUUGUGGUAAAAUGUUUCGGCUUAAGCUGCACCUUGAAACCCAUCUUCGUAUUCAUAGCGGAGAGCGACCGUACAAGUGCGACAUUUGCAAUAAGGAAUAUGCUUCCAAUGGUACCCUGAGGUACCACCUGGAGAAUCACCAUCGAUCAUCAGCUCGGUUCGAACUGAGUGAUUCGCCUGAAGAAGAUAGGAAUAAUUGCGGUGAGAAACAGCAAGACACAAGUUCCGUUUUGGAAGAAACACCGGAGAAAUGUGAGCCUGUGAAGAAAAAACGCUUUCGAAAGGAUCGUGAUCCACGGCCACAUAAGUGUGAAUUUUGUGGCAAAGGUUUUAUCAACAGUAACCAUCUUGUUCAGCAUAGACGUAUUCAUACUGGAGAAAGACCGCAUCAGUGCAAAACUUGUGGAAAAGCAUACGCUCAAAAAAGUCACUUGACAGCGCACAUGAGACAUCAUACGGGAGAUUAUAAUUUCAAAUGUGAUCAAUGCGGCAAAGGUUUUCUGUACACUGCUGAGUUAGCUACGCAUAGCAGAAGUCACACCGGCGAACGGCCGCAUAAAUGCGAAAUCUGUCAGAAGGAUUUCGUUCAGAAGAGUGCACUAACGCAACACUUGCGCAGUCACAGCGGCGAACGGUUGCAUCAGUGUGAGCUGUGUGGCAAAGGAUUCGUUCGGCCGGGUCACCUAGCGCAACACAUGAGUAUGCACACCGGCCAGCGGAUGUUCAAGUGCACUGUUUGUAGUAAAGAAUUUUCUCGAAACGGUUACCUCACUCAGCAUAUGUUAAUACAUGGUGGUGAGUUGAAUCACAAGUGUGCUCUCUGCGGAAAGGCGUUCCUCUCGAAAAGCUAUCUGUCGCAACAUAUGCGAUUUCACUCGGAUAGUCGUCCGUACAAAUGUGAAGGCUGUGGCAAAGGGUUCAUCAAUCGGUGUCACCUGAAGCGACAUGUGCGUACUCACACUGGCGAGCAGGUUGCGUAGGGAAUGCUGCUGAUUGGCUUAUGUUAAUCUAUUUAUUUGACAAUUAUUUAUCGUUAGCAUUAAAUCAAGUAUUGAUAUUAAGCUUAUGAUGCCGCUGGUUCUUCGCCGCCUCCACCGCCACCACCAGAUCCGAUUGUAACCGCUUCUUGACCAGCUGGUAUUAUAAUAGUCGUAACCACUGUAAACAUUUUGGGCAACAAGUUUAGGUAGAGAUGCGUUAGAUUUGUUAUAGGACAGCGUAAACUUACUUUCUUUGCCCCAUUUCAUUCCCCAUUCGCCCCAUGGCUUGAGUUGUUCCAUGUCUUGUCGCUUGAUUCUGACACCGGCGGUACUUUCGAAUGCUACAGACACAAUUAGCAGAACAAUACUAAAGCCAACAGUAAGGCAUUUGUACUUCAUUGCUUAUAGAUAGAUACGCCCAACCAGUCGUUGGAAACUAGCUUAGUGAAUGAGGUUGCACGCAGUGAUAUACAUUGCUUUCGAGCGUAAUAAAAUGGAAACUGGGUCAAGCA